Raphanus sativus (radish) is the source of this 1835-nucleotide messenger RNA. RefSeq names its product F-box/FBD/LRR-repeat protein At1g51370. The transcript has 4 exons. Gene Ontology annotation, molecular function: protein binding. The coding region runs from base 394 to 1701 and encodes 435 amino acids. Lineage: Eukaryota; Viridiplantae; Streptophyta; Magnoliopsida; Brassicales; Brassicaceae. The record is from RefSeq and is a predicted model, not a curated record.
UAAGGUUUUAAUUUCCGAAAUAUUUCUCAAAUAAUAUAUAUGAAAUAUUUUAACUCUAGUCAAUGUAAAUCUUCUUUCUACGGCAAUGUUAUUUGUAUAUUUAGUAUUUUCAAAAGGUCAAACUUUCUUUUUUUCUUUUUAUUUUGACUAGAGUCUUGCAAGGUCAAACUUUCUUUCUUUCUUAAUAUUAUCUAAACUUAACUCAUAAGUAAUCCUGAUAGUCAUCCAUAAAGCAGUCACAAACUUUUACACACACACAUAUUUAUAUAUAUAUAUAUAAUACACAAAGAUAUGAGAAAAGCAUGCUCAUGAUCGUGGACGAAGAAGAAGAGGUUUAAGUCCCGUCUGCCAUAUUAUGAUUAUAUAGUUGUGUUUUAAUUUGAGGAGAAAAAAAUGGUGGGUAGAAAGAAGAGGAAACCCAAAACUUGUGACAACGGGUCGCAUGAAGAUAGGAUAAGCCAGUUACCUGAUGAUUUGAUAUCUCACAUCCUUACUCAUCUUUCUACAUGUGACGUUGUUAGAACAAGUCUUUUAUCCAAAAGAUGGAUAAAUCUUUGGGAACGUGUUCCUGAUUUGGACUUAGACUCUCACUCAUUCUCCAGUUUCGAUGCCUUUGUAAGUUUUACCGACAUGUUCUUCGAUAAACACAAGGUAUCAUGGAUACGCAAACUCAGGUUAAGUAUUCGCACGCAUGGUGUUGAUGACACCUCUUACCUCACCCCUUGGAUAGAUGCUGCUAUCACUCAUAAUAUUCAACGUCUCGAUGUUCAUUUUGCAUACUCAUUCAAGGAUCCAGUUCAGAUACCUUUGAACUUGUAUACAUGUGCGACAUUGGUACACUUACGUCUCUAUGGGGCAUUCAUGGUUAAUGCUCCUGAGGUUGUUUCCUUACCUUGUCUGAAGAUCAUGCAGUUAGAAUAUGUUAAACAUCUCAAUGAGACCACUUUGGUGAAACUUAUCUCAGGCUCUCCAGUUUUGGAAGAUUUAACCGUCUUAAAACCGGCUACCGUUUUAAAAGUGUGCUCACAGACACUGAAGAGAGUCUAUAUAAAUCAGCCUUUACAAAGUGGAGUUGUUAUUGAUGCUCCUCUACUCCAGUUUUUGAUGAUUAAGUGUUGCUUAACGAACAAUUUUAAAAUCAUCAAUAUAGGUUUCACUGCCAAGGUAGAUAUUGAUAUCUCCUUAGGUACGAGCUAUGAUUUAGAUAGAUAUGGUUCAUCCAAGAAAAGCAUGGUUUGCAAUUUCUUCGCCAGUAUUUCAAGGGCCAGAUGUCUAGCCAUUAGUUAUAUUACUGUUAAGGUCAUCAAGAAAAUAGAACCUCAGCUCCAAUUUCCUUACCUAUCCCAGUUGAGCGCUAGCUUUUCUGUGUUCGAUCUGAAUGUUUUACCAAUGAUUCUUAGGAGCUGCCCAAAGCUAAAAUCUCUCAUCUUGGACUUGGUUGAUGGAGAGCCAAAGGUGGUGUUUUCAUCCGUGCCUCCUUGUUUGAUAUCAUCACUUAAGUUUGUUGAGUUGAAAAGUCCGAUCUUGGGAUAUGAAGGAGAGAUAGAGCUAGUAAGAUACUUUCUGAAGAAUUCAAGAGUCCUGGACAAAUUGUGUCUAAGGUUUGAGAAACAUAAUAUGAAAAAAGCAAAGUAUAUCAUUCUCCAGGAACUCCUUGCAAUACCAAGAUGCUCCAGCACUUGUGAAGUUGUUUUUCUUUAGUUGGCAAAGAACAUUGUUUAACAUGUGAGGUUAUUUAACCUUUCUUAUGUUUCUUUAUACCUGCUUUCGUGUAAUAACAAUUUCUGUUUUUACUUUUAUUUGAUAUUUUAUGAAAUAAAGUAUUGUCUUCUAUA